UUGGCACGAUGCUGAAGUUUCAAACCGCGACCAAAGAAGACCUGAAACUGGCCGCAUCCAUUCAGCGCAGACGGCAGAUAGAUGCGGAAAGAAAGGAACGAAUAUUCAAUCCACGAUUCAGGAAAAUCGGAAUAGACAAGGAAUUCUUGGACAAACAGGUCGCGGAAAAGAAGCAGCAACGUGAGCUGGAACAGGCCCGAGAAUCUCAGCUCGACGAGAAUUUGAUUCGCAGUAGUAAGGUCGCUUUACUGCUGCAAAAAGAACAAGAAGAGGAAAGGCGAAAUAUAAAUAAGGAGAUCGAACACUUUAGACAGCAGUAUCAGCGUGCCGAACAGCGUCGGGAUUUCGAUCUUUACGAUCCGACUGCUCUUAAAAAAGCCGAUGUCGACCUCUCUUUUGAAGCUGGUUUUGGACAGAAAUUCGCGGGCGAGGACGAUAAUGCAAAAGAACGGUCGAAAGCGCAGAAAGAAGAGAUGAGGUGGUGGAUCGAAAAGCAAAAGAACGAACGUAUGCAGGCGGAGAGGGAACGCGAGGAAGCCGAGAAAGCGUACGAAGCAGCUGUCAUCUCCAGGGACAAGCGUGCCAUGGCGUUAGAUCAGAUGGAACGAGACUGUCGUCGAAGAUUGAACGAAGCCACCGCGCAAUUUAAUCGAGCUCUGGCUGAGGAGCAGAAGUACCGCCGCCACUGCGAAGCCCUUCAAGAGGAGGAGGACAAGAAGGCGGAUAUCUACAAUCACGUGACUGGGGACUUCCUUACGGAAGCCAAAGAGCAGGCGGAGAGCACUCAUGGACCGCACAAACCGUUGGCCUCACGUUACAAGGGCAUGACUGCGGACGAGCUUAGGGUUUUCAGAGAGGCGCAAACACAGCAGCUGAAAGAAAUCGAGAAAAUGAGAUUAGAGGAGAAGCGAAGGGACGAGGAAUGGGAUCGGUUAAUGAACACCCAGGCAGAGAUAGCGGAUUCGUAUCAACGUGAAAUUGACCGGAGAAGAACAGAGAUUAAGAAGAAGAUAGCAGAGGAGAAUUUGGAACUCGCGCAACAACACAAAUCUCAUCAGGAUUAUCUGAAUCGUGUGCUCUACAAAAACAAACCGACUGCAGCCUUUUUUGAACAAUUUAACAGAGACGCCCGCUAAAACGAAAGCUUAUGCAAUGAUACGAAUAAAUGACUUUUUUU
Messenger RNA from Bombus pascuorum, 1177 nucleotides. RefSeq names its product RIB43A-like with coiled-coils protein 2. The transcript has 7 exons. The record is from RefSeq and is a predicted model, not a curated record. Bases 9 to 1136 code for a protein of 375 amino acids. NCBI's taxonomy places the organism in Eukaryota, Metazoa, Arthropoda, Insecta, Hymenoptera, Apidae.